Messenger RNA from Apiotrichum porosum, 2856 nucleotides. RefSeq lists its product as uncharacterized. Gene Ontology annotation, molecular function: dolichyl-phosphate-mannose-protein mannosyltransferase activity. Bases 1 to 2856 code for a protein of 951 amino acids. The record is from RefSeq and is a predicted model, not a curated record. The transcript is spliced from 2 exons. Lineage: Eukaryota; Fungi; Basidiomycota; Tremellomycetes; Trichosporonales; Trichosporonaceae. Gene Ontology annotation, biological process: protein O-linked glycosylation via mannose. Gene Ontology annotation, cellular component: membrane; endoplasmic reticulum.
AUGUCCUCCACUCCGGUGUUGCAACGGCGCAACCGCCAGACCACCCCGCCCACUUCCAGCGGCGGUGGCCCCCUUUCGGCGCCGAGCAAUAUCCCAGCCGACGCACGUAUCGACGCACGAGACAUUUUGGCAUCAUCACCAGCGGACCCCAGCCGUCCCGAGGCGGACGCAGACGCAAAGCUCCGUCUCAAGGAUGAGGGACCUGUCGUCGCCACGGCGUUUGGUGGUCGGCGCGGCCAAGGUCGCGCAGGCGCGAUCGGAGGCCUGCGCCGUCGCGAGUGGAUCAUGCUCGCUGUAGUGUGCUGUAUUGCCUCGUUUGUGCGCUUGUGGAACCUCGCAUACCCGGACUCGGUCGUUUUCGACGAGGUCCACUUUGGCGGCUUUGCAGCAAAGUACCUUCGUCGCAAGUACUUUAUGGACGUGCACCCUCCUCUCGCCAAGCUCCUUGUGACGCUUAGUGCGUGGAUCGGCCGGUUCGACGGACAGUUCGACUUCAAGGACAUUGGCAAGGACUACAUCGAGCCUGGUGUGCCCUACAUUGUCAUGAGGGCGUUCCCUGCGAUCCUCGGUCUUGCUCUUGUCCCCCUCACCUUCCUCACCCUCAUUGCUCUCCGUCUCUCGCUUGCGACUGCUCUGCUUGGCGCCGUUCUCAUCACCUUUGAGAAUGCCCUCAUUACCCAGUCGCGUCUCAUUCUUCUCGACUCGUACCUCGUCUUCUUCACCGCUCUCACCAUUUACUGGUGGAUCCGGUUCUCGAACGACGACUCGGAGGGUCGCGCUUUCACCAAGCAGUGGUGGCGCAACCUUGCCUUCUCUGGCGCUGCCCUCGGCUGUGUCGCGUCGUGCAAGUGGGUCGGCCUCUUCACCAUUGCCACUGUUGGUCUCGGCACUAUCCGCCAGCUCUGGCUCCUCCUCGGCAACCUCAAGGUCACCCCCCGCAUGUGGGCCAAGCACUUUGCUGCCCGUACCCUGUGUCUCAUUGUCCUCCCGGCCACCAUCUACAUGAUGACCUUUGGCAUCCACUUUUGGAUCCUCAACAUGUCGGGUGACGGCGACGGAUUCAUGUCGUCCGACUUCCAGCACACUCUCCAGGGCCACGGCAUGGACGACACGUUUGCCGACGUCGGCUACGGUUCGAGCAUCUCUAUCCGCCAUGUCCACACCCAGGGCGGCUACCUUCACUCGCACCCGCACGCAUACCCCGGUGGUUCGCAGCAGCAGCAGAUCACCCUCUACCCCCACCGCGACGACAACAAUGUCUGGCGUAUUGUCAACGCGUCCGCUCCCGACGGUGCCGUCUCGUACCCUUGGGACGACCUCCCGCUGGAGUAUGUCCUCACUGGCAGCAAGAUUCGUCUCGAGCACAUUUCCAGCGGCAAGCGUCUACACUCACACGACGUUCGCCCUCCCGUCUCCGAGGUCGAAUUCCAGAACGAAGUCUCAGGCUAUGGCUUUGACGGCUUUGCCGGUGACGCCAACGACGACUUUAUCGUCGAGAUUGUCAAGGAAACUCGUGGCCGCAGGGACAAGCAGGCCCGUCACCGUCUUCGUACUCUGCGCUCCCAGUUCCGUCUCCGCCACGCCAUGACUGGCUGCUACCUCUUCUCGCACAAGGUCAAGCUCCCCGAGUGGGGCUUUGAGCAGCAGGAGGUUACUUGCAACAAGAACCCUACAUACGAGAACUCGCUCUGGUACAUUGAGACCAACAAGCACGCUCAGCUCGAGCCCGAUGCCGAGCAGCUCAACUACGAGCGCCCCUCGUUCUUUGACAAGUUCCUCGAACUCCAGGGCGUCAUGUGGCGCACCAACGCCGGUCUGACUGACCGCCACGCCUACGACUCGCGUCCCCAGCACUGGCCCUGGCUCCGUCGUGGCAUCAACUUCUGGGUCAAGGACCACAAGCAGGUGUACCUCAUCGGCAACCCCUUCGUCUGGUGGGGCUCGUCGCUUGCCGUUGCCACCUACCUUGCCUUCCGCGGACUUCUCGUCAUCCGUGCCAAGCGCGGCUACCGCGACCUCCAGCAGCCCAAGAUUGCCUUUUACGACGAAGUGUGCGCAUUCCUCGUCAUGGGCUGGGCGCUGCACUACCUCCCCUUCUUCCUGAUGCAGCGUCAGCUCUUCCUGCACCACUACCUCCCGGCCCUGUGGUUUGCCGUGCUCGUCUUCUGCACGCUGUUCGACUAUGCCACCUCGCGCAUCCGUCCUCGCCAGCGUUUCCAGAUUGCCGUCGCGCUCGCCAUCCUCGCCAUCUGGUCGUUCAACUACUUUAGCCCGCUCGCCUAUGCCAAGCCAUGGACCAAGACGCAGUGCAACGACGCCAAGUGGCUCAAGACAUGGGACUUCUCCUGCGCCGACUUCCACGACUCGAUCCCGCAGUACUAUGCCCAGAGCGCCAUCUCGCAGCCCGCCGCCAAGGUGUACGUCGACACCCAGUCAACGCGGAUCGUCGACGAGGCGCCCGAGCCCAUCAAGAAUGUCUUUGAGGGCGGCGACGAGGCGGCCCAGGAGGCCAAGACGGUGGGCGGCAUCGGCCCCGACAACGAGGUCAAGAUGCAGGAGUCGACAAAGGUCGUCGCGCAGCCCGAGGCCGCCAAGUCGGAUGCGCCCAAGCAGGCCGACGACCGCGCCCCCGUCGGUCUCGACGCCGGCGCGCUCGAGGUCACGGGCGCGGGCCAUGACGAGGGCGGCUGGCACGGCGGCGCCAACGACGACGUGCCCAAGGAGGCCCCGCCCAGCAACAAGAACAAGGCGCCCGUCGACGCCGAGCCCGUCGCUGUGCCCGAGAUGGACCUUGAUGCCGAGCAGCAGCAGCUGGCAGAGGAGGCGAUGGCCGAGGACGCCCUCGAGGAUAACUAG